This is a messenger RNA of Protopolystoma xenopodis, 1443 nucleotides long. NCBI's taxonomy places the organism in Eukaryota, Metazoa, Platyhelminthes, Monogenea, Polystomatidea, Polystomatidae. The record is from the annotation of a GenBank genome assembly.
AUGAAAGAAAUGCAACCGAGAACAUGCCUCAGAGAAGCCGAUUUUGAAGAAGGAAAAAGAGAGCUGGAAAUGGAAAUUGUUGCAGCACACUUGGCGCAUCAAGACAGGAGGGGCCAUUGCGGUGAUGGACAGGAAGAAAGAGACAGAAAACAUGGAAGCUAUUCUCGGGACAGUUCACCGCCUCGACAACUGACAACAGCCGCAACGGUUACGAGCAAAGGAGCACUGCAAGAAAUGGUGGAUGAAGGAGAUGAAUGGGAAUGGGGAAAUCGUCAAAUGGACGAUGAACUGGCUCAUACGAAGGGAGGCAAGAGCCCCAACAGCAUACCGUUUGGCGAAGUUCCAGUCGAAGCAUGCGUAUGGAAUGAAGAUUGGAAUAGUGCGGAGUAUGGGGAUAGGAAGUUAAGGACUGACUGGUUGCUGGUUGUGGGAAGACGAGCUUGGAAAGAAAAGUGUGCUGUGUCUUGGAAAGGGAUGUCCAUAAGAGGCAAUGCAACACAACAUGGGGAUGGUGAUGAAGAGAUGGACGGACGGAGAUGGGGAAAGGAGAGCAAGAGGAACGGAGGGAAAAGGGUGGAUCUGUCUAGCCUCCUGCAGCCAAUGCUCUGGAAAGGGAAGAUUCGUGCAAUCCUGAAGGAAAAAAAACCCUCUUCACCAGCUCGCCAACGACCGACGCAACAGGAAGAGGUCAGCAUCAACUGCGAGGACUGUCAGCAAAAGUUUACAACAUUUCCACAACAGUUCGACAAAUGUUCUGCAAUAGUUCCGCAACAGUUCCACAACAGUUCCCCAACAGUACAACAACAGUUCAACAAAAGUUCAACAACAGUUCGACAAAUGUUUCACAUUAGUUCCACAACAGUCCCACAACAAGUUUAUAACAGUUACACAACAGUUUCGCAACAGUUACACAACAAGUUUACAACAGUUCCACAUCAGGCUUACAACAGUUCCACAAAAGUUUACGAGAGUUCCACAAUAAGUUUACAACGGUUCCACAACCGGUUUAUCACAGCUCCGCAACAGUUCAACCACAGUCCCAAAACAUUUCCGCAAGAGGUUUACAACGGUUCCGCAACAGUUACACAACAGUUUCACAACAGUUCCGCAACAGUUACACAAAAAGUUUACAACAGUUACACAAAAGUUCGACAAAUGAUCCACGAAAGUUCUACGACAGUUAAACAACAGUUCAACUACAGUUCCACAGUAGUUCUACAACAGGUUUACGACAGUUCGACAACAGGUUUACGACAGUUCCACAACAGUUCCGCAACAUUCUACGACAGUCCGACAAAUGUUCCACAACAGUUCAACCACAGUUCCACAACAGUUCCGCAACAGUUGAACCACAGUCCCAAAACAUUUCCACAAGAGGUUUACAACGGUUCCACAAGAGUUCCACAAGAGUUCCUCAAUAUUUUUGCAACAGUUACACAAUAA